CUGGUAUAUAAACAAAGUAUGUUUGAAAUACAAUGAUUCAUAUCUCCGAGGCUGUGAAUUGUGUUCUGGACUCAACUGGCUGGGUUAGAUAGGGAAGCGAGACCAAUCAGAACCCUAGGUCGUUCUACGUCUUUGUGCGUCUUUGGUCCGAUCAAUAAUUCGCUACCCUUAAUCCGCAGCAUCAUUUGCACUUUAUAACAAUUGGCGACGGGGUGAAGAAAAGAUACAAUCCAAAGUCAUUCUGUAAUUGGACGAAAUCCAGUCUAAUUAUCCAACCAAUCAAUAUCCAGAUUGUCGUCAGUGUCCUUGAACCACAUUGGUCAUUAGUUAUACAGUAAUUUUCAUCACAGGUGCUGAUUCGAAAAAAUGACUCUCCCUUCCGAUCGAUUACAGCUGCUCUUUGAACGACAUUUGGACUUAUUAGUCAAAUUCCGCACGCAGCUGCUAAAUCACUCAUGCUAUGAAGACGCGACGGAAGUGGAUGGAUUGAUAUCUCAAAUACACAAUGAGCUGGAAAAUGACAGCAGCCUCCAUGAAUCCUCGAUGAACUGUACUUCAAACGAAACAGUCAUCCAUGAUGCGCCCAGUGGUCCAGCACUUUCUAUCCCAGAAACAUGCCCGGUAAUGGAGUCAAACUCCAUCAUCCCUCAAACAGCAUGUGCAGACAGCAACGUAUCCAGCUCACGAAAAGAUCCCAUUGUUUUGUCAGAAAAUAUGUCCCAUACAUCAAAUAGUGGUCAGAAAUCUAAUACAAUUUUGAUAGAUGCUGUUUGUUUUAGUGACCUAUUAUCCACUAAUGGAAUUUUGAAGAGAUCUGAUGGAAAUGCUUCACAAGAAUCAAACCCUAAUGACCUCAUAUAUAUUGUCGCUGAUCCUCACCAUCUAGUCAGUCCUAGUGGACUCUCUACUCAACGCGGGAAAUAUGCUUCGAAUAGAGUCACAUCAACUGUUCCUAGAGUAUGUGAGGACCCAACAUUAUUUCGAGGGGGAGGAUAGACGCGAGAAAAAUUUAAAAUCCAGACAUCAACUCCGGAUCUCCAAAAAAGGGAGGUGUUGGGAUAUUCAGGAAAAUAUCCCAAAAAUUAUCCUGUUAAGACUCAUGCUAUCCUUGGACAUGAAAUGGUAUCAUCUUAUUGGUCAAUAUUUAUUUAACGUGUCAUUUUCCUACUGGCCAUUAUUGUACAAUGUUAUUUUCUAUUUUAUGGGACGUUGUGGUCUGCUUGACUG
Schistosoma mattheei is the source of this 1227-nucleotide messenger RNA. Lineage: Eukaryota; Metazoa; Platyhelminthes; Trematoda; Strigeidida; Schistosomatidae. The record is from the annotation of a GenBank genome assembly.